Amoebophrya sp. A25 is the source of this 231-nucleotide messenger RNA. The record is from the annotation of a GenBank genome assembly. NCBI's taxonomy places the organism in Eukaryota, Dinophyceae, Syndiniales, Amoebophryaceae.
AUGGAUGUGGCGCGCUGUGCUCUACACUCGUGCAGAGCAGCGGCUAUUGCAGAUCACUCCUUGGAGGAUCUUACCCACAUGUAUUGUGAGAGUUGUAGGCGCGCCGCCUUUCGAGAACAUGAAGCUCAAGGCACUUUGAAACGCGCAGGCACGUCCAUGCCAUCUCGUAUUAUAUAUAGAAUAGUUUAUAGACGGUGGGAAGGUGGGCGACGCUGGGCCGCUGGGCGGCCA